Molecule: messenger RNA, 2146 nt
Organism: Salvelinus namaycush (lake trout)
Lineage: Eukaryota; Metazoa; Chordata; Actinopteri; Salmoniformes; Salmonidae
Product: trans-L-3-hydroxyproline dehydratase
Exons: 6
Coding region: 27-1088 (353 amino acids)
Molecular function (GO): hydro-lyase activity
Source: RefSeq, a predicted model, not a curated record
AGGAACGGACAUUUAAGCAGCGUUCCAUGAAUGUAAAUAGCAGGAUUGGAUCUAAGAAAAUGGAGCUUCCACCCCACGAAGGAUCGGUACUCUCUGUGGUUGACAUGCACACAGGUGGAGAGCCUUUGCGCAUUAUCCUUAGUGGUUACCCAGAGGUUAAGGGCGAGGGUGUGCUAUCCAAACGACGCUACGUGAGAGAGCAUCUGGACUACCUACGGAGAGUGUUGAUGUUCGAACCAAGAGGACACUAUGACAUGUACGGAGCCCUGGUCGUGGAGAGUGAGAUACCUGAAGCCGACUUGGGGGUUCUUUUCAUGCACAACGAAGGUUACAGUACCAUGUGUGGCCACGCAGUCAUCGCUCUUGGGAGGUUCGCUGUAGACUACAAACUUGUUCAAGAGCCAAGGUCGCCAGAGACGCAGGUGAAUAUACACUGUCCAUGUGGCCUGGUUAAGGCAUUUGUGGAGUACUCCAAUGGUAAAACCGGAGGUGUGAGGUUCCACAGUGUUCCAGCGUUUGCAUUUGCAACAGAUGUAAUUGUUGCUGUGCCUGGGCAUGAUGAAGUCACUGUUGAUAUAAGCUACGGAGGAGCAUUCUACGCAUUUGUAAGUGCAGAGCGAUUUGGCCUGGACAUCAACAAGUCCAAGACCAGGGAUCUGGUGGAUGCAGCUACUGCAGUGACCAACUCUGUCAAAUCUCAGGUAAAACUGCACCACCCAACCAGUGAGGACCUAGCCUUCCUCUAUGGCACCAUCCUCACGGAUGGAAAAGAUGCCUAUUCCCAAGAGCCCACUGCUAACAUGUGUGUGUUUGCAGAUGCCCAGGUGGACAGAAGCCCUACAGGUUCAGGGGUCACUGCCCGUGUGGCUCUCCAGUACCAUAAAGGCCUCAUCCAACUCAACCAGACUAGGACCUUCCAGAGCGGGGCCACAGGAUCUCUGUUCACUGGCAAAGCUGUUCAGGACACCACAUGUGGAGACUUCAAGGCUGUGGUGGUUGAGGUGGCUGGCAGAGCACACUACACUGGCGUGGCCAGCUUUGUGCAGGAAAGUGACGACAAGCUAAAACUUGGUUUCCUGCUGAAAUAGGAGCAGCUACCAGUGUCCACAACAACUUUUGAGUGCAUCUCCAUCCAAGCAAAGGACCAUAUCAGAUUACAAAUAAAUUGUAAAAAAAACUUUUAAAAAACAUCUCUCAUUGAAGGCCUAUGUGGCAUCAGUAAUGAUCAUAAAUAUUGUAUGUACUGUAUGCACUGAGUCUGAAUUGAGCCUCCACAGUUUUGUGAAAUGGCAGACAAGACUGUUGGAAUUCCCUCAAACAUCUGCAUGGUUAAGGUCAACUUCCAUGAGCAGGUGUCCAAUAUAACAAAGUUUGUUCCUGUCCUGUAGUGGUCAUAAAGUCAGUAUUUUUAAGGAAACAAUGUCUCAGAUUUAUUGGAUAUUUGAGGAUUGGGUUUUGAUUUCAGUCAUGCCAGUCAUCGCCUGGUACACAGCGAUGGGAGAGCUGUGACACACUGGUCUGGACAGGAGUCAGUUUGUUGGUGCAAUAUACACAAAACAUUUUGAACUUUGAUUCUCUCAAACAUUUUUCCCCCCUAGGGGUUGAGACCUCCCGCUGUUUGUAUUUGAAAAUCCAACAGUUGUAUUGGAUGAAAAAACACAUCCCCCUUCAUUACCAAUGCAUUGUGCCUACAACAUCGGGAAGACCAUGUGUUUGAUACCAUUCCACUCCAGCCAUUUCCACGAGCCCGUCCUCCCCAAUUAAGGUGCACCAACCUACGGUAUGCACACUUUAAAGCGUCUGAUAAAUGGAAUAUAUUAUUAUAAACCACACCCCCAUGACAUUAUCACAUUUCCUAUGAGGAGGAAAACUGGUGAAAUCAGUCAGUUCAGCCUCCCUUUAAGGUGAUGUGCAAAUCAAUGUUAGUGUCGCGCUACAAAGCCAAGGUGGAUAUUGGGUAACAUAUUGGGUAAUAUCACAUAUUGGCCUCAAGAUGGUGCUAUAGAAACAUUUUCUGCUAAAGUAGUCAAGUGACUAUGAAGGAGGCUGAUGUUUGUCAUUUUAAAAAAAAUGUAUCCAUUCAUAGACACAUUUAGCUGUGAUUGGGAAUGUUAUUUUCACCUUGAUUUGAAAUAAAAAUACCACA